Messenger RNA from Chrysemys picta bellii (western painted turtle), 2373 nucleotides. The record is from RefSeq and is a predicted model, not a curated record. NCBI's taxonomy places the organism in Eukaryota, Metazoa, Chordata, Testudines, Emydidae.
GUUUCACUAAAAUUAGAUGCAUUCAAAAUAUUCAUCUCAAAAUGAAAAACUGCUUGGCAUUCAAAGUUCUUUACAUUUCAUUACAUGGCUGAAAAUAGACUCUCUCUGUGGGGAAAUUGUAGAUCUCACAAACUUUAUGCAAAUGUAUUAUUUUUUUAAAUGAAAGUGACCAGUUUCUAGAGCAAAAAACAAAGAACUAUCCUGAGUGACAUUAACUCAUUUGUUCAAAUGAAAGUUGCCUUCGCAUCAAGAAGAUGUCAUAUGUCUGAUGAAACACUAACCUUCUGUCAAAUGCAGAAAAUCAAGUUGGACUGUACUAAAAUCAUUCAAACCAAGAUAGCCAGAAAUGUAAUGGAAAAUGUCAGUCAACAACUAUUGUGAACUUAGCGCAUCUCUCACUAAAGUAAUUGAAUUUGAGAAAUUGUUCCAACUGACCAUAUCAACCCAUCAGAGUUUUCUGAGCUUUCCAAGGCUAUUUCUAAUUUUAAUUCUAAUAAUGACUAAUUCGGUCAUUGAACUUCAUUUAUUAACAAUGAGGUGAACGCGUUAGUGCCAGUUAUGUACUUGAUACCAUCACACUAGCACAACUACAAAAUCGCAGAUGACAAAAUAUUCUUGGUCCUUCUUUAACCUUCUAUCUAGAUGUAUACCAAAGCUCUUAACAAAGCAAAAUAUAGAGCUCCUAUCCCAGUUACUGCUCUGAUAAAUAACAGCUUUGGUGUCUAGUUUCCUAUUUCAUUUUUGGAACUCAGUACCCUAUUCAUUUUUUUCCAACUUCAGCAGCCAGUCAUGAUUCUCAUACUUCAGCAGAAGCUUUGCAUGAGCAAAGCAAGUAGCAUUUGACCCCAAAUAUCUACUUAAACUAACAGUACAAUCUUACACCUCUCGGUUGAGAAACCUGGAGCCCCAUUUAAAACUUGGGGUGUGGGUGGUUUGGAGUGGCUCAGCCCUGAGGCAGGCUGAUGAACUCAGUGCAGUUUAACUGCUGCUCACAACGCAGAAGAAAAAAGACGGAUCAUUUCAUUCUCUUUGGGUUGAAUCUUCCUCAUCUUACCCAUCACGCGAGCGCUCCCAUUAAAAUUGCAUGAAUAAGAUGAGUAGGAUGUGGUGAAUCAUAAUGCUUUAACUAUUUUUAAAAAACUGUUUGCAAUCAUAAAUUAAUAAGAGCUUGCUGUACCUAGCAAGCAGGAUUGUGUCUGUGAUGAAAAGCUGUAUUGUCCCAGGGGGAGCUUUGGGAGGGAUUGUGCCUUGGGUACAAUCCCUCAGAGAAGCACAAGGGAGAGCACAUCUGUUGUACUAUCCUUUUGUGCUCCUACCCUACACCAACCAGUGGAGUUGGCUGGGAGCUGCCGGUCACCUUUCUGUAUCUCCUCCAUGGAGUGACUUGUGACCACAGAGGCACUGAAACCCUGUAUCUAGAGGAGUGUAGGGGCCAUGACAGAGGGAGGGAGGCUUCUUGUGACAUCUUCUCCCCCUCCUCCCCAAAUAAACCUUUGUGCUCUAAACAGGUACAAACUGACCCUAAGCAGUUACACGUGUGGACUUAAAGAUUACAAGAUGUAAAAAGUGGAUGGUCCAUAUUCUGUUCUUGUUCUAUACAUGGAACUCCCAUUGGCUUCGGUGGGUGCUCCUUUUAUAGAUUGACAGGAAAUGGGUCAAAAGGAGAUGGAAAAAGCUUUUUACCUGCCAACCCCAGAGUUCAGGAUGUGUUGUUUCUCCUGCAGCAGUUGAUGACAUCCUAACACCUUAAGCAGCACAGGAGCUGCAUUCCUACGCUGUAACAGGGGAAGCAGAACCAAGGGCCUGAACUCAGGUCUUGGCAGCCUCACUGUUAGGAAUGAAGAUAGAGGGGACAAUGCAGGAAGGCCAACACAUACAACCAAAAUGGAGAGUAUCCAGGUCAUAGAGGAAUGCCAAAACCCUACUGCAGAUGAAAUUAUGUCUUGGGCUCAGAAUUUUGACAAGAUGAUGAAAACACCAGCUGGUAGGAACCUUUUCAGAGAGUUUCUUCGAACAGAGUACAGCGAAGAGAACCUACUUUUCUGGCUUGCGUGUGAAGACCUAAAGAAGGAACAGAACAAGAAAGUUAUUGAAGAAAAGGCGAGGCUUAUAUAUGAAGAUUAUAUUUCUAUACUUUCACCAAAAGAGGUUAGUCUUGAUUCUCGGGUGCGAGAAGUGAUCAACAGAAACUUGUUGGAUCCCAGUCCUCACAUGUAUGAAGAUGCCCAACUUCAGAUAUACACCUUAAUGCACAGAGACUCUUUCCCAAGGUUUUUGAACUCUCAGAUGUACAAGUCUCUCAUCGAAAGUACUGUAGGCUCUACUUCUGAAACUUAGUUCUAAUUUUUGGAUAAAAUAAUUUGGGGUUUUUUG